AGCCGUGUAAGAUUCAAACUGGAUAUUGAUCCCUGUUCUCGUUCUCAGCGGUCGAGGGCUGGCAUUUCUUUCCCGCGAAUGUCAGGGCAGAAUACUACAGUGCUUCUGAGAGUACAGCAAUCAAAGUCUAGAAAAGGCAUGAAUAAACAAAGAUAAAAUGGCAAAGUCAUCAAAGAACCUGAUUUCCUGUUUGCAGCAGAGUGGUUUGAUACUUCUGCAUUUUAUAUGCUACUGAGAGGAAAAGAUGAGAACAACAUCUGUGAAGUACCUGCUUGACCUGAGGUGUGGAUUUACACUGAUACCACUACAACUUUCUGCUCUGUUCUGUAUGAGGUCAAGAUGUCCACUAUACCUUUUACCAGCAUGAUCGCCUGGAUUGUUCUUACUGCAUUUCAUGUUAUUCAGAACCCCAGUUCAGCAGCAGAAACCAUUUCAGAGCAACAGAGAUUCCUACACAAAACUGUGCACGAAAAUGCCAAGGUGCCUUGUGACUUCCCAGUUCACAGAGAAACUAUUACAAAGUUAAAUGCCUACCUGCUGAGAGGAGUAGAAAGAGAAACACUUUAUGAAGUAAAUUGGAACAACUCCAAAACUGAGGUCAAGAUAAACAGCUCUGAAUACAAGUUCGACAUCACUAUUGCAAACAAAGAAUAUUAUGCAGUGUUUCACUUGAGGAACUUGCAGAUCAGUGACACAGACAGUUACAUCUGCAAGAUUGACGUGAUUGACCCACCACCAUAUGGAACCAACAGCAGCAGGACUUUAAUUUAUGUGAAAGAUCUUCCGCAGUCUCAAGAAAAGGCAGAUUACUUGAACGUGGCAACAGGGAUUCCACUUGGAUUUUUUGUUUUGUACAGUGUGAUAAUCACAGCAGCCGUUUGCUACUGUUGGCUGAAAAGCAAGAAAAAUAGGGUCCUUCAGAAGGACUAUUUUAACAUGAUGCCCUGGCAAUCUAAUGGACCAAGGAAAAGGCCCCCCCAGCUUGGUGUUCCAGUAAGGAACUACACUGCAUACCGUUCAUGGGAACCUUGAUGAAUAACUUCUCUAUGGUGGAAAUAAGAACAGCCUAGCCACAGCAAAGUGAGACUGUUUUCGAAGAGACAUAUCUUGCUGUUCUUAGAUCUGUGAAGGACAAAAGCUCUUUGUAAGCAACGUUUCAAGUUGGGUAGGAAAGAAGAAAUUAGCAACAUUACGUUGGAAACAGGGGGAGGUGAGAUCACCCCCCCCCUUUUAAGCAAAUGAUGGUUCCAACUGCAUUUCUGAUCUUUCUACUUUUGUCUUAACAGAAGGUUUAUAAAGAUCACAUUCAAACUCUGGCAAAGAGCAGAGGUAAAAAAUCUGUCAUCUUUCAUAUCAAAGAGAAAAUGCUGAAUUUAUGGAUUAAACAUACACUUAAGAAACAAGAAGCAUCCAGCUUGGUGGGAUUGGGACUAUAAAGAACAGUUUUCUAUUGGAAAUGAAGGGUGGGAUUAGCUGGAAAGGUUUGCAAUGCUGUGCAGAGCAGCCCCAUUUCUUUUUAUGAACAAAUGAUGCUUUCUGCUAAAACAAUUAACCUGAAAAUCAUUUCUGGAAGACUUGAAGGACUAGUGGAAAAUGCUGCCAAUAUUUUCAGUGAUGUACAGAUCUCCAUUGAUGUACUUGUAUAAGCAAGAUGCUGACAAAGAAUUGGAGAAGCGGUAGUGAAUAAUUAGUGUAAGUAAUUUAUUGGUUAUCCAAAUGGUUCCAGUUCCCGCUGUAAGUAGGAGUACUUUUCUUUCUUGAUAUCAGAUAUCAGCUGAGUACCAAAAUGCUGGUAUGCACAUAGUUCUAUGAUUAUAGCAAAGAUUAAAAGUGUUAUUACUUUGCCUGAUUCUAUUUCCCCAGUUAAUUCAAUGGGCAUGUAGAUUCAAACCCAUCUUCAACCCCUGGAUAGCUUUGUGUGAGUCUCAGCCCAAUUACCUCACAGAAUUGUUGUAGGACAGGUGUGCAAAACAUGUGGCCAGAAGCCAGACUUUCUGCAUCCCUCAGAGCAGAUGGAGCCAUCAUCAGCAACCUUAUUAUGGUCAUUCAAGCAGAAAUGGCACACUGGAAUUGUUUAACAUAUUACAAACCUAUGGAUGUGUAAGUCUCCCUUUCUGUUAUAAGCCAGCAAUAAAAUAUAUCAAAUGACUUAAAUCCUGACAUCUCUCUGUCAUACUAAGCUUAUAUACAAGUCAUAACAGAUACUCAUUACUGAAAGUUAUACAAAUUAUUUAGUAGAUCAGAAAUAAACCUCUGAGGAGUUGACUAAAUGUUAUCUUAUAGAAUUGGCUGACGCACAAGAUUUGGCAAUUCUUUAAAGAUCACUCAGGAGGUAUAUAAUGCAUUCCCCAUCCUAGUUUAGCAUAUUCAUAAUAACAGACAUAAUGUAAAUAGAUUAUGUUUUUUUCUAUGAAAGGAACAGUGCAGCAAUAUAUGUUCUACUGACUCAGUCUCCCACCACAAGAUCAAAAAUACCACUCAUACAGGAUUUUCAAAACUCGUCUUGCCAAAAUUGCUUAUGGAAUAGUAUUAAAUCUGCCAGAAUAAACUUUUUUGUUGUUGUGGAAUGCUGAUAUAUGACAAACUGAUAUGAAACUGCUCUUAACAUUCAAUAGAAGGAGUAUUGGGGGUGUGUGUGACACUUGAGUGUUUAUAGAUCAAAAUCUUGACAUUGCUCUUUAAUCACUUCCUUGGACUUCUUUAGAUCUAAAAUGGUCAUAACUUCUGGUGAAAAACCACAAUGAUGGAGUUUUUUCCAACAGGGCUAUUUUCAAGCUAUCUUUCAAGCAAUCUUCCAGAACUAGUGGAAUUAGCUCAAGUGGGGAAAAAAUAGGUUUAGCCAAAGAUUAAAAUAGCAUAAACGUGAUCUGGCCUCAUUGUCACUAAUCAUGUUUCUAACUCCAAAGUGGCAUUAGCCAUACAUUUGGGAAUGGGCUAAAUUGAUUGCAGACAUUUAAACUGAACAGUCUCUAAUGGACCAUAGUCUUUAAUAGUGUAGGCUGAAGUACCAUAUUUUAGCAGCUCUAAAAUACCAUAGGAAUAACUUAACCAUCUUCUUCCCCACCACAUUUUUGGAGAGCAGUGGCCAUUCUUCAGCAAGUUUUUGACAAGUAUUUAAAUUUUUUUUUUUCACUUUUUGACCUCCCCUCCUCCCCAUUUUCCCAUCUUUGGGAAUUUAGGGGAAAGUUCUGGAGCAAAUAGGUCCAAAGACUUGAAACAUCCAUUUUACCCCUUCAGAUGUUCAUCCUGUCUCCCAUAUAGGCCCUUGCCCUGUCUUCUUUUAAGAGAGAUGCUACCCUCGAACCAACAAAUGCUUCCUCUGUAUUAUGCAAUGAUGUGAAUACUAAUAUCAAACAAAGUCCAUCUAGCAUUCAUAUUCCCUGAUUUAACCCUAUAUCAAAAUUUCAUGCCUGAAAAAAUGUAUG
Molecule: messenger RNA, 3425 nt
Organism: Python bivittatus (Burmese python)
Lineage: Eukaryota; Metazoa; Chordata; Lepidosauria; Squamata; Pythonidae
Gene: CD28
Product: CD28 molecule
Biological process (GO): T cell costimulation; immune response; T cell receptor signaling pathway
Cellular component (GO): membrane; external side of plasma membrane
Source: RefSeq, a predicted model, not a curated record